AGAAACUCUCUCCCGCUUCCGCUCCGCUCUCUCUCAAGGCAAACAUCAUCAUUACCCAAAGAGACACACACAUUUCUUUGUGUUGAAGUGAGCUCUUUCGCUUACAACAAGACCCCCGGCGCGACCUCAUCUCCGUCCUCGCCGCCAUACAUCUAAUCUAAUCGAUCGUCUCCGUCGUCGGACUUCACGCCCGAAAACAUCCACUCUCGCUUCAUCGCAUCGUCAUUGAAAAACACAUUCGCUUGUGAGAGAUCGAGGCGCUUAGGAAGGGCGAAUGGCUCACAAUGCAAAGCUCGUUCAGGACGAGAGCGACGAGUACGACUAUGAGUCUCUACCGCCAAACUUCUCGCUCGCUGCCAACAUGGCGGCGGGAGCCUUUGCUGGAAUCGCUGAACACUCUGUGAUGUACCCCAUUGAUCUACUGAAGACGCGAAUGCAAGUCGUCAACCCGACACCGGCUGCCAUCUACACGGGCAUUGGCAAUGCGAUAUCGACCAUUUCAAGAGUAGAGGGAUAUAUGUCAUUAUGGAGAGGAUUGUCUAGCGUGGUCGUGGGAGCAGGGCCCGCGCACGCCGUCUACUUUGCUACAUACGAGGUUGUCAAGCAAGCAAUGGGAGGAAACGCAUCUGGACAUCAUCCUGUGGCCGCAGCCUCCAGCGGCGCCUGCGCAACCAUUGCCUCGGACGCCUUCAUGAACCCCUUCGACGUGAUCAAACAACGCAUGCAAAUGCACGGCAGCACCUACACCUCCCUCAUCGACUGCGCAACCAAAGUCUUCCGCUCCGAAGGUCUCCGCGCCUUCUACGUCUCCUACCCAACCACACUCACCAUGACCGUGCCCUUCACCGCCCUCCAAUUCACCGCCUACGAGUCCCUCACAAAAUACAUGCAGCGCAAACGCGGCGCACAGGGAGCCUACGACCCUCUCACGCAUUGCACGGCCGGUGGAUUGGCGGGAGGUGUUGCGGCGGCCGCGACGACACCACUGGAUGUGAUCAAGACGUUGUUGCAGACACGGGGUACCUCGACGGAUAUGGAGAUCAGGCAUGCGAGGGGCUUGUUCCCGGCGGCGGGGAUUAUUUGGAGGAGGGAGGGUGCCAAGGGCUUCUUCCGUGGGAUGAACGCGAGAGUGGUGACUGCGGCGCCGAGCACGGCGAUCUGCUGGAGUGCGUAUGAGUUGGCCAAGGCGUACUUCAUUCGGGUGGAGGAUGAGGCUUGAAAAGCGUCGAAGAAGACACAAUUACUUGGUGGUGGGUGGCAUGAGGCGAGGUCAGUGGGACAACAGCAAGCAGCGGAGUUGAGGAUUGCUGGCGUGCGAAGGGGAAGAGAAAUGCUUGGACCAGGCGAUGACGGGGAAGCAAGAGACGCUCUGCAUAAGAACGGGACCUGCAAACCAUUGGCAUGUGAAGGCGCUUCGUGGAGGUCCCUUUCGGCGGAUUUCUGUGUGUAACAUAUCAGACAUGAGCAUGGCGGAGAUGUGGCUUGGAGGGCGACUGGCACUGAGAGAGGUGGGAUCUCAGACGACGAUGAUGAGAUGUUAGAUACUGGGAGAGUCCGAGCCGACGAUCAGCGCACGCGCUUUGAUC
This is a messenger RNA of Zymoseptoria tritici IPO323, 1586 nucleotides long. RefSeq lists its product as uncharacterized. Lineage: Eukaryota; Fungi; Ascomycota; Dothideomycetes; Mycosphaerellales; Mycosphaerellaceae. The record is from RefSeq and is a predicted model, not a curated record. Gene Ontology annotation, cellular component: mitochondrial membrane. Gene Ontology annotation, biological process: iron import into the mitochondrion. The coding region runs from base 275 to 1219 and encodes 314 amino acids. The transcript has 6 exons. Gene Ontology annotation, molecular function: ferrous iron transmembrane transporter activity.